AACUUGCGAGGGAAGACGCACAAAACAGAAGAGACGCACGUUCAAGGGAUUCGGCUCUCUCUCUCUCUCUGCGCGUUCGAAGCGAAGCGGUCGUAGCAGCCGCCUCACACCAUCACAAACUUCCCACUUCAAACUCUUUUGUUUCCAGCAAUUUUCUCUGUCCUCUCUGUGAACGCAAACCAUUCAAAUUUCUCAUGCAAUCCACUCUCCGCACAACGCCCAACCCACGCCACUUCCGUCUCCCUCGCCAGCUCAAUGAACCCCUAACACCCAUUUCGAAAAAACCGAGAAUUGUCAUCAACUCUUUGAGAACUCCCCUUCACUCCGACCCCGAGGAAGAUAAACUCCGCGGAGAAGGCUUCGGACCCACUUCUUUGCCUGCGGCGGCGAAGCUUCCGGUGGUGAUUAGGAAGUCCGGUAAGGUGUCUAGGUACGUUUGGGAUGGGGAUUGCUUGCGACUGGUGAGUGUUGACGGUGGGGCUGCGUCGUUUGGUCUCGAUUUCGAUGGUGGGGUUCGGGAACUGGGAAGAGCCUGUGGGGUGUUUGUGAGGAAUUUCUUCAUUCCGAAGCAAGUGAGUGCGAGCUACAUGGACUAUGUGAAAUGGAAGCUCUUGCACCGUGUCUUCAGCUCUGCUCUUCAGGUUCUUGCUACUCAGGCGAUGUUCCGAGCUAUAGGGAUUGGAUACUCUCGAUCACUGCCCUCGGCUGCUGCAUUGAAUUGGGUCUUGAAAGAUGGACUUGGACGGCUGAGUAGGUGCAUUUACACUGCUAGCCUGGCAUCUGCUUUUGAUACCAACUUGAAGAGGGUUCGGUUCUCAACAUCCGUUAUCUUCAGUUUGAGUAUUGGUGUGGAGCUGCUGACUCCUGUAUUCCCACAAUACUUCCUACUUCUUGCAUCCAUAGCCAACAUCGCGAAACAAAUCAGCCUCGCAUGCUAUUUGGUCACUGGUUCUGCUGUUCAUCGGAGCUUUGCUGUAGCUGAUAACCUUGGUGAAGUUUCUGCGAAAGCACAGAUUCAGGCAGUGUGUUUUGAUAAUCUUGGCCUUAUGCUUGCUGCACUUCUUAACAUGUCACUCAAGAACAAUCAAAGAUUGCUUGCAGCUUUGCCUUUUGCAGUAUACCCUAUCUUCGCAGCACUAGACCUUUUGGGAAUAUAUCAGGGACUCAAGUAUGUCCACCUGCAAACUCUAACUAAGGACAGGCUUGAGAUAAUCUUAAAUACAUGGAUCGAGUUUGGUUACGUGCCCUUGCCUGCUGAAGUAAGCAAAGAGGAGGGGAUUGACAUAUUCAGUCAUAAAAACAAAGACUCUUGGCCCAUAAGAAUAGGGAGCUUGAGCACCAAGGUUCAGAUUCCCAGGUUGCCAUUGAUGGCCAUGAAAUCUGUGAAAAGCAAAGAUUAUUACUUCAUCUGCUUGGAGACCUUUGGUGGAUUGGCAAGAAACGCGGAACGAAAUAUCCUGCUUUGUCUAAGAGAAGGAGCUGGCACUUCAGAUGUUAUCAUGGGUUUGUUGCAGGCGUGUUACAUUCGCAAGGCCCUAAUUCAGAAUGAGAAUCGAUGGGAGCAGAUUUUAGGGGCCUACUAUGUAUCAGAUUUGGGUUUCGAAGAGUGGUUUAAAUUGGCCGAUGAUAGCAGGCAGUGUGCUGAAAGAAGUUUUCACACGGUGAGCGACCAAAUCGCGGCAAUGGGCUGGGCUGCUAAGAAUAUUUUGUUGAGCACACAGGAGCAGGCUCGGUACAGUUUCAUAGCUGACUGAAGACGUUGGGCGGCACCUUAUGGAGUCACAAGCGGUGUCUCCCGCUGAUAGACAGUUCUUUCUUCUUCUUUUUGGUUUUUUGGCCGUGGAAGCAUAAGAUGUUGGAUUAGGGUUUUAUGUUAUGAAUGAAGAUAUGUAAGGUGAGGCUUCUCUCUCUCUCUAGGGUGGUCAUUGGGAGGUUCUCAAUUAAAUGUGCAUAUGUUUCUGUGUUGGAUUCUGGAUGUUCUCUUAAGUUUUUGUCCUGUACUCCGGUCACCGGAGGAGAAACAAAAGUGAGUCAUAGGUAUCCAAACAAGCUGCUCAACUUGGA
Molecule: messenger RNA, 2064 nt
Organism: Rhodamnia argentea
Lineage: Eukaryota; Viridiplantae; Streptophyta; Magnoliopsida; Myrtales; Myrtaceae
Product: protein root UVB sensitive 4
Exons: 10
Coding region: 195-1754 (519 amino acids)
Source: RefSeq, a predicted model, not a curated record